AUGCAUUCCCUCCCCGUUCACCAAGUUCCCAUCGACACUCCUCACCCAUCUGAAAUCCUCCAAUUACCCGCAGGCGAGAAGGGCUACCACUGGAUCCUAUCCGAUGCGGAAAGAAAUCAUAUCGCAGAGAUGCUCGAUGUGGAGGACAAAUCCCUUCUCACUCUGCGUGGCAACCGCAUGAUGCGAGAGCGUGCCGUCUGCUCCGGCUGCGGCAAGCACUCCGGGCUCGACGACCUCGUCCACAACGCUCUGUAUGCCGGCAUCCACGGCAAGGUGUUCAUGUUGGACGUAUUGGUGCACGGACCUAAGGUUGAUAGUCCUGGGCAUGUAAUCACUUGCUCCGGCUGUGGAUCGGUCCAUGAUGGCUUGUUCUUGUGGAUUCCAUCUCUACCCUGGUGA
This is a messenger RNA of Aspergillus aculeatus ATCC 16872, 399 nucleotides long. RefSeq lists its product as uncharacterized. The coding region runs from base 1 to 399 and encodes 132 amino acids. The record is from RefSeq and is a predicted model, not a curated record. The transcript has 2 exons. Lineage: Eukaryota; Fungi; Ascomycota; Eurotiomycetes; Eurotiales; Aspergillaceae.